AUGAGUCAGCUGGUGAUAUGUGAUGUACCCGUGCAAUUAAAACAAGGGGACAUAGCAAAGGAAGUCGGAGAUGCCAUAGUAAAUGUGAAUAAUAAUACACUGAACCAGAACUUUGGGGUGUGCCAAGCCAUUCUAGCAGCCGCUGGGAAGUCAGUCGUACAGGAAUGCCAGGCAUUAGCCAAAAAAACUCAUGGUGAUGUGGUUGUAACCGGAGCUGGAGACCUGAAAUGCAAAAAAAUCAUUCAUGUUAUUAAUGCAACGCAGCCAGAUAAGAUUGUUGGCAGUGUGAAGGCGGCGCUCAAAGAAUGUGACCAACAUAAAAUGGCAACUGUGUCUUUUCCGGCACUCGGAACAGGUGCUGCCAAUUUAGACACUCUGACCUCCACAGAUGCCAUCUUUACCGGCAUUGAGCAAUACUUAUCAGAGUCCAAGGAAUCCUGCAUUACACAAAUUUCUAUUGUGGUUCUUACUCAGGAAGCCUACGACCAGUUUUUGCUGUUUUUCCAAAUGAAAAUUUCCAGUCUCCAGAAAAGCGAUUUUCACCUCACGAUACAUGGGAAAUAUGUAGAAUUAAUUAAGGGCGACAUCACUGAUCAAGUUGUUGGCUGUAUAAUCAAUGUGACAAAUGAAACUCUGGACCAAAGUCGUGGUGUUUCGGGAGCUAUAUUAUCAAAAGCUGGAAAGACUGUUGAACAGGAAUGCAAACAGAAUGGUAAAUUACCUCCCAAUGGAAUCGCAGUUACAAGUGGUGGAAAUCUCAAAUGCAAGAAAAUCAUGCACCUGGUUGGUCCAGCAACAUUGAAUUUAAUUGUUUCUUUCCUUGAACAAGUCCUACAAGAAUGCAGCCAACGUUCCUUCAGGACCAUAGCACUGCCUGCCAUUGGAACAGAGGAAGAAGAAGAUGAGGAAGAAGAGGAAGAAGAAGAGGAAGAAGAAGAUGAGGAAGAAGACGAGGAAGAAGAAAUAGUUCUGUCUUUCUCAGAAGAAGAAACUACAGAUUUGUCAUUGUGCCAAAUGCAAGCUAAAAUUGAUGCUCCAGCCACAUGGAGUGACAUGGGCAAUAAACAUCAUAUGAUCUAUGAGCUGAAAAAAGACUCUGAGGAAUAUCGAACCAUUGAGAAGGGUUUCCUUUCUUCAGUCGGGAAUAGCACCACUGAAGUGAUAAAGAUUGAAAGAAAUCAGAAUUUAAAGUUAUGGAGAAGCUACUCGGUUAAAAGGGAUUCUGUUCAGGCCCAGUACCCAAACCAGGAAAAUGAAAUGGAUCUCUAUCAUGGAACUACCAAUGAAACGGCAAAGAAGAUCAGUAUGCAUGGAUUUAACCGGAGUUUCUUUGGGAAAAAUGCUGUAUGUUACGGGAAAGGAACAUAUUUUGCUAAAAACGCCUGGUAUUCUUCUCAAGAUCAAUAUGCAGAGAAGGACAAAGAUGGGUACAAACAUGUCUUCCGGGCAAAAGUAAUAACUGGAAAAUGGUGUUUGGGGCAAGAUAACUAUGUGGAGCCACCACCAAUCUCUUCAGAUUCAGACGUCAUUUACAACAGCGCAGUUAAUAAUGUUAAUAAUCCAGAAAUCUUCGUAAUUUUCUGUGAUGAUGGCGCCUACCCUGAAUACUUGAUAACAUUUAAACAAGGUUGAUAAAAAUCAACGCGCCCGCAUUGCACUGUCACUUUACAGCCUUAAUACUCAUAAUCAUGAACUUAUGUAAUUAUUAGCAAGAAUAAUUGUUGCACUGUACCAUAUUCUAUCACCAGCAAUGAGCUUGUAGUUAAAGAAGAACAUUUCAAGCUGCAGGUAAUGUUAUUGAUAAAGAAAGGAAUUAAUGUAAAGCAUUAAAAGCCAAUAGAAGUUGCAAAGUCAGGCUUCUAACCUGAUGUCAAGGCAGACCAGCUCAGGGUCAGACCCCGUUACCUGCCCCACAAGCCAGCUGCCCCCAGUCACCACCGCUCCCUGCUCCUCUGCCCGGCGUUCUGCUGUGGAAUGAAUGGCCAUCCUACAUUUUUAAGAGAGAAAUGAGUAGAGUAGUGGAGAAGGAGCAGUGGUGGCUGGGGGUGAAGCAGGAGCGGAGAGCGUCGGUGGCUGGGUGUUGGGCCCUUGAGUCAGGUACCCAGUGGGCCCCAGGUACCCCAGUCUGACUCUGGAGUUUAUAUGCUGGGUAACUCCGGCAGACAGUGCCUUCCAUAGCUGCAGAAACACAAAGGAGCAGAUUUAUCAAAAUGUGAGUUUAAAGCUUAAACUUAAAACAUAAACAUAAAAACGCAUCCACAUUCUGUUCAUUCCUAUGGGAUUUUUAUUUAUCAAUGGGUGAAAGUUAGAAUUCACCAUUUGAUUAAUGCACUCUUAAAAAUCCAAUUGGAAUGAAUAGAAAGUGGGUGAAGGGGGCCCAAAGGGUAAUAACCAUUAAUAACUAUACAAACGCACAGGAACAAGCAGGGAAUAUUGGAUCCAGGCAAGGACUAAGGAUCAGGCAUGGGAUCCAGAACCAGUGGAGCUUCAUAAUUAAGCAAUAGACUAGAGCUAAUGACUAGUGAUGAGCAAAAUUUUUCAGUAUGGAUUCAAUGCAAAAUGCCACAUUUCACCACUGCCACAUUUUUUUGUAAAACUGCUGCAAAAAACACAGUGAGCACAGUGAAGAUGAACAAAUGCUUCCAUAUUUUACUUCAAUAGCCUUAAGGCCAGGGUACUAAUCUGGAUAAUGCCUGACAACUACAGGGACCAAUCAGGUUGGUUACCAGAGCUGGUGCAAACUUGCAACUUUUCUUGAUUAUCAUUUGGGGGGGGGGGGGUAAGGUAUCAAUACUGCCAAUGUUAUGUAACCCAUAUUCAUUUCAUGUGUUUACAAAAUUAGCUGUCGACUCUAACUGCCAUUCAGUGUGCCUCUAUGUAAAGUUGGGCUCAUAUGGCCAAAUUGUUAUUAUGCUAUGACUUUUCUAUUUAGCUAUGGCCUUCUGAUUCAAAUCUCAUCUGCCAUAUGACUUAAACUACCUGUAAACACCUGAUUGGAGGAUAGCUCAACCAAUCAACAAGAUGCAUUAUAGGCAUACUGAAGUAUGAACUUUUUAGCCAAACAUUUAUGUGCAACAUUUUUAUAAUAUAAACUUCUUGAUGUGCUUAUUAAUGUUAGAAAUGGAAGUGAAGCUUGGGCCCUAUUUCUUAAGCAACAAAGCCACAUUUUGCCCUUUGAUGGUUUCUGUAAUUCUUGAAAUCCCCUAUAAUAGAACCCCCAUUUUACAUUAUUCCAGGGGACCAAAAAAUAUGUUGUAAACAUACUAAAACGUUUUUGGCUAAGUUGGACGGAUGUCCAAACAACUGAAAUGUUUGUAGCAAAAUGUAAUUUCAUUCCCUUAUUUCUGAGCAAUUUCAAUGACAUGGGCCAGAUUAUUUUACAACACGUGUUGUUAAUAGGCCCGUAGUUAAAGAUACUCCUUCUCUAUCGGUUGCCAUUACCCAUUUAUAUUUACUUGUUGCUUCAACUGCCAGAGAGUCUGUUGCACAAUCAUUUCCAAUAGUUUAUCUUCCCUGCUUCUGUCGUUUUUACAUGUUUUUCCCCUGUAUCUGUUCCAAAAGACUAAUCCCUCUUUCCAACACUGGCUGUGUGUAUAACCAUUAAUUUUUAAUGUCCUAUUGUUGUGGUUAUUCUCAGGGUAGAAACAAAGACACAUGUUUUAAUGUUUUAAUUAAACUUCAGACAUUGAUCCAAAAAAUGACAAACUAUAUGCGUACAUGAAAGGGACCUAACUGAGCCAUACACUGUUGCACUGCACUGUUCCAAUACUUUGCUUCCAGGAGAUGAGAAGAUGUACUGUAUAACCUGUUAUUUUAUAACUGUAUUUGUAUUGUUUUCCUAUUCAAUAAAAAUAUGUUUA
Molecule: messenger RNA, 3860 nt
Organism: Xenopus tropicalis (tropical clawed frog)
Lineage: Eukaryota; Metazoa; Chordata; Amphibia; Anura; Pipidae
Product: protein mono-ADP-ribosyltransferase PARP15-like
Exons: 11
Coding region: 1-1632 (543 amino acids)
Biological process (GO): negative regulation of DNA-templated transcription
Cellular component (GO): nucleus
Molecular function (GO): NAD+-protein mono-ADP-ribosyltransferase activity; NAD+ poly-ADP-ribosyltransferase activity; glycosyltransferase activity
Source: RefSeq, a predicted model, not a curated record